Molecule: messenger RNA, 1780 nt
Organism: Sinocyclocheilus grahami
Lineage: Eukaryota; Metazoa; Chordata; Actinopteri; Cypriniformes; Cyprinidae
Product: phosphatidylinositol 5-phosphate 4-kinase type-2 gamma-like
Exons: 10
Coding region: 424-1677 (417 amino acids)
Biological process (GO): phosphatidylinositol phosphate biosynthetic process
Cellular component (GO): plasma membrane
Molecular function (GO): 1-phosphatidylinositol-4-phosphate 5-kinase activity; 1-phosphatidylinositol-5-phosphate 4-kinase activity
Source: RefSeq, a predicted model, not a curated record
CGGUUCGUUCGGACAUGCCAGUCAUGUCAACCGCGGGAACUUGUCAGACGAAAUAUUAUAGUUAUGGUCAGGUUAGUAUUGAUGUCUUUACUGUCUCAUCUCACCUGUACGUUCACAAACCACGUGACAUAGGUUACACUCAGGUGAGAGUCUGACACACGUACUUGCUGUCACAAUAUAUCUGAACUUGUGGGAGGAGCAUCUGGAUCACUGCCACACACUACAGCAACUUAGUGUUGUUGUUCACUUCCAUGAAGAAUCGGUCCAGCUGGGCCUGCAAACACAGCGGAAAACCGAGCCGCCGCGACUUAGAGCUUGUGUUGUAUUCGACCGUUGAUUGUUAGCUAGAGGAACCGGAGCAGGAACAGAGGGAGGCGGAUCCGAGAGGAGAAGAGACCGCUGUGUUACAGGGGAGUGACCGUGAUGAUGGCGUCCCUCGGUAACACCGGCAGCGCCUCCAGCCCGAUGGUCAUGCUCGCCCCCAAAACCAAGACCAAAAAGAAACAUUUCGUGCAGCAGAAGGUCAAAGUGUUCCGGGCGAGCGACCCGAUGCUCAGUGUGUUCAUGUGGGGCGUUAAUCAUUCGAUAAAUGAUUUGAAUCAAGUUCCAGUGCCUGUCAUGCUGCUCCCUGACGACUUCAAAGCCAACACCAAAAUUAAAGUGAACAACCAUCUCUUCAACAAAGAGAAUCUUCCAGGCCAUUUUAAAUUUAAGGAGUACUGCCCGCAAGUCUUCAGGAACCUCAGGGAGCGAUUUGGAAUUGAAGAUCUUGACUAUCAGGUGUCUCUGGCUCGCAGUGCUCCCAUGAGAGGCGAUGGACAGGGAGAAGGUCUUCUCUUCACGUCCUAUGACCGUACGCUGAUAGCAAAGCAGAUCUCCAGUGAAGAAGUAGCUGAUAUGCAUAACAUUCUAUCCGAGUAUCACCAGCAUAUAGUCAAGUGUCAUGGCAGUACACUCCUCCCUCAGUUUUUGGGCAUGUACCGGGUUACGGUGGAGAGCGAGGACACGUACCUGAUCGUCAUGAGGAACAUGUUCAGCCACAGACUCGUUGUCCACAGGAAAUACGACCUGAAGGGUUCCCUGGUUGAUCGUGAGGCCAGUGACAAAGAGAAGGUGAAAGAGCUGCCGACUUUUAAAGACAUGGAUUUCAGAAAUAACAUGCAGAAGGUGUACGUGACAGAAGAGCAGAAAGAGAAGAUUAUGGAGAAGCUAAACCGAGAUGUAGAGUUCCUGGUGAAGCUGAAGAUAAUGGACUACAGCCUGUUGUUAGGCCUCCAUGACGUGGCACGUGGCGAGCGGGAGGAAGAGGAGGCCGAGGAGCCCAGCUGUGAAGAUGACACUGAUCCCGAGAAUGGCCUUGCUCCGGCCGUGCAGGUGGGCUCGUAUGGCACGUCGCCGGAGGGCAUCGCCGGUUACAUGAACUCCUUCAAACCCUUGGGACCUGGAGAAUUUGACCCUUACGUUGAUGUAUACGCUGUCAAAAGUGCCCCAGGAGCGCUGCAGAGGGAGGUGUAUUUCAUGGGCCUCAUUGAUGUGUUGACGCAGUACGACACUAAGAAGAAAGCUGCCCACGCUGCGAAGACCGUUAAACAUGGCGCUGGUGCUGAAAUAUCUACGGUUCAUCCAGAGCAGUAUGCCAAACGAUUCCGUGAAUUCAUCUCCAACAUUUUUGCGUAACCGCUUUUGGGUGUCUUCGGCAACACUUCAAGGUCACUUUUCACCCCAAAAUCAAAAGAAAAAAAAUCAUAAAUUAUAUUUUGCAUAAAGAAAUUAGGUCUGU